CUGAUAGAAACUGGUAAGUCUUUGAGACAGAGGUACUGUGAUGCCCUUAAGAGCAGCAGCAUUUCAAUCUGUGUGGUUGUAAUUCUUAUUAGCUGUUCCAGUGUUCUCCCUAGAACGUGUGUUCUGAACUGUGGAUAUGAACAUCUGGUGGGAACAGUUUAAAAUAAUUUUAGAAGUUGAAAAAAAGCUGUUCUAUUACUUCUAAUGACAGAAAUUCUAGGGAGUUAAUUUUACGUGGUUUGAGACUUGCUCUAAGAAGCCAAAUGCUGCUUUUCCAUCUGUGAUUUAGCUCCCUGUAAACUCAGGAUAGGUUCAAAGAUGGGAAAAUGAGAUCUCUGGAUUUUAACUCUUUUUUUCACAUGCAUCUAUAAAGGGAUCUCACAGAAGCGUCAUCAAAUGGGGUAUUUCUUUUCAUGAUACUUUUGAUAACACAAGCUUUUCAAUGUGGCCAACUUCAGAAACCUGACUAGAGUGGACAAGGAAAUUAGCUGCCUUAUCUAAUACUCUGUGCUCCUGGACAGUGGCUGCUGUUCUGGCUUCUCUUAUCUCCUGAAGAACUGCGGAGAGUGCUUGAAUUGGGAGGUGCGAGUACCACCCUCUCCUUUAAACAACAACAAAGAUGUUUAGUUUGUUUUUUAAAGACGUGGUAGGAAGGAGAAGCUUCUGGGUCUUUCCUUAUUUUGUGAAUUUGCAGAAAGUAUGGCUAGGAGAAGAUGAACUCAAUAUACACUUAUCCAAAAAGAUGUGGAGGAGCAGAAUUUCAGAUUUUAUUGUUCAUUGCAGGCUCAUGAGUGUGUCUCAGUGCAUAUGCGCUGUGUUAUUUUGCUUUACAGCACAUAGUACUUUUCAGACUAUGUGGGAGCGAAUCAAGAAGUUGAGGAGUUUGACCAGGAAUAUGCAAGUUACAUCUCUCAGAUAAUUAAUUUUUCUGUAUUUUCUUACAUAUCCUCUUUAACUUUGUUUAUGGGAGAUAUUUCCAUUCUAAGUGAGUAUUUUCUUGUACAUUACUAUUGUUAAUAUUUCUUUCAAUUACAGGAAAAGUAUGCAAGCUAUUAGAAAAAGUACCUUCCAGAAUAGAUAUUUAUCCCCCUGGUCUUGGCCUUGUAGCAGCUAAUUGAUUUUUCAGUUCUGUCUUACCCGGUUUUGGAUCUGAAUGUUGGCUUUCUGUCUUUAUCGAGUGACCGUAUCAGAACUUGGCUCUGGAUCUACUACAUUUAUACCAGAUCUGUAUUCAGAUGAUUUUGAUGGGCCAGGCUGGUCUGUGUAUUGAUUCAUUGGCAGCAUUUCCAUCUGCUGUACACACAAAGUUCUGGUCUGCUUCAAAGCAAUUCUUUUGGAGCGAAUUCUUCUAGCACCGUAAGAGGUUGUCAUUUAUGAUUCUUUAUUCUCUGGCAUGAGACAUUACAUGUGAACCUUCACUCUGUGAAAUGGUGACAAAAGAUCUUGGUGAAGUGAACCAUUCAGUUUCUCUUUACCUUUAGUGAGCAAAGUUUUCAAAGACAGCCAUACUAAGUCCCACUCUGGAAAGUCAUUCAGUGGGAAGGAGGCUUCCCCCCACCUCUGUUUGCAUGUACAAUAUGAAAAAGGAGGCAAUCUUGCGAUGCUCGGCCUAUUACAAGUAUAUUAAGCUCACUGGAAGUGUAAAAUACAGUCUCCGGUUCAGUUGCUUGUGAUUUGUUAGUGAUGGUAAAAUUAAUUUCCUCCAAAAAAAAAAAAAAGCUUAUUUCUUUUAUAUGAAUCACUUCUGGGAGGGAAGAUAUUUUUGUGCUUUUUUGGAAAUAGUGUCAGGCUUUGGUUAGGCUUUUUGGGUUUCCUUAUUUUGGGAAUUAGUCUUAUAAAAGUUGAAAACAUUAUUGAGUUUACUACAACGAGACGUGUUCUCAGUGAACAAAGUUGAAGUAGUUAGCUCCAUACUGAAGGGUCAGUGAAAAGAGUUUUGUUGAAAGGUUUCUUGGAAAUCUCAACUCCCGUGAAAAUGAGGAGGUUAGAUUUUCUGCACCUACCUAGAAGGAAAAAAAGUAUUUUGGCAUCUGAUUUCCAAGUCUGCGCCCCAGAGGUAUGUAUGAGGGCUUUGCUGCUAGGAGAACACCCAGACCUUGUUGAUACCAGGAUUGAUAUGUGGCUGCCUGCUGUUUCCCGUGGAGAUCAUGAAACGACGUCGGCUUCCUAGCAGCAGUGAGGAUUCUGACGACAAUGGCAGUCUGUCCACCUGGUCCCAGCAUUCCAGAUCUCGACAUCGGAGGACUUCAUGUUCCAGACAUGAAGAUCGAAAACCUUCUGAGGUGUUCAGAACGGACCUGAUCACUGCCAUGAAGUUACAUGACUCCUUCCAGCUGAACCCUGAUGAAUACUAUGUGCUGGCAGACCCCUGGAGGCAGGAGUGGGAAAAGGGAGUUCAGGUGCCAGUUAGCCCAGGGACCAUCCCAGAACCAGUAGCCAGGAUUGUGUCCGAGACGAAAGCUGUCACGUUUACACGUCCCAGGAAGUACAUUGUUUCAUCAGGUUCAGAGCCUCCAGAGCUGGGCUAUGUUGACAUUCGAACCUUAGCAGACAGCGUGUGUCGCUACGAUCUCAAUGAGGUGGAUGUAGCAUGGUUGCAGCUUGCCAAUGAAGAAUUCAAAGAAAUGGGGAUGCCUGAGCUGGAUGAGUACACGAUGGAAAGGGUCAUAGAGGAGUUUGAACAACGAUGCUAUGACAACAUGAGUCAUGCUAUUGAGACGGAAGAAGGACUUGGGAUUGAAUAUGAUGAAGACGUUGUCUGUGAUGUCUGUCAGUCUCCAGAUGGAGAAGAUGGCAAUGAAAUGGUGUUUUGUGACAAAUGCAAUAUUUGCGUGCACCAGGCCUGUUACGGGAUCCUGAAGGUGCCGGAAGGCAGCUGGCUGUGCAGGACCUGCGCGCUUGGCGUUCAGCCCAAGUGUUUGCUGUGUCCCAAGAAGGGUGGUGCCAUGAAGCCGACCCGCAGUGGCACCAAGUGGGUCCACGUUAGUUGUGCUCUGUGGAUUCCAGAGGUGAGCAUUGGAAGCCCAGAAAAAAUGGAGCCCAUCACAAAGGUUUCUCACAUUCCCAGCAGUAGGUGGGCACUGGUGUGCAGCCUUUGUAAUGAAAAAGUUGGAGCUUCUAUACAGUGUUCAGUGAAGAACUGCAGAACAGCCUUUCACGUCACCUGUGCAUUUGACCGUGGCUUGGAGAUGAAGACCAUACUGGCAGAGAACGAUGAGGUGAAAUUUAAGUCUUACUGUCCCAAGCACAGCUCCACCAAGAAAACGGAUGAUGAGACUUUCAGUGAAAGUCCAGGUCAGGAGAACGGGAACGGGAUUCAGGACAGCUCUCUUCCUGCCCACAUCGAUCCUUUCCACAGCAUGGAUCAAAACCAGGAGGAGGCCCACAGGGUCAGCCUCCGCAAGCAGAAGCUCCAGCAGCUGGAGGAUGAGUUCUAUACAUUUGUUGAGUCUUUGGAAGUGGCUAAAGCGCUGCGGCUGCCUGAGGAGCCAGUGGGAUUCCUUUACCAGUACUGGAAGCUGAAGAGAAAAGCCAACUUCAAUAAGCCUUUGAUUACCCCAAAGAAGGAUGAAGAGGACAAUCUGGCUAAACGGGAACAGGAUGUUCUGUUCAGAAGACUGCAGCUCUUCACACACCUCCGGCAGGAUCUGGAGCGGGUGCGUAAUCUCACUUACAUGGUGACCCGAAGGGAAAAAAUCAAGAGAUCUGUUUGCAAAGUUCAAGAGCAGAUAUUUAAUAUCUACGCAAAGCAGCUGGAACAAGAAAGAGUUUCAGGUGUGCCUUCCUCAUUCUCCUCAAUGGAAAACACGGUGUUGUUCAAUAGUCCAUCUUUAGGCCCCAAUGCCCCCAAGAUAGAGGAUUUGAAAUGGCAUUCGGCAUUCUUCAGGAAACAAAUGGGCACAUCUCUAAGCCACUCUUUGAAAAAACCACACAAGAGAGACCGAGUAAGAAACAGCUCUGGGAACAACAGCAAAUCCAUGCUGCGGCAGCCCAGCCAAAGGGAAGGCGGUGCAGCUCCAGGUAGCUUUUUAAAUUUUGACAAGACCUUUGCAGAAACACGGCUUGUAUCAGCACAGCAGAAAAAUGGCACAGUUAUACCAGACCACAGAAAAAGAAGAGACAAUCGUCCCCAGUGCGAGGUGAUCAAGGGAGAGCUAAAGGAAAAGACUUCUAAACACAACCACAAACCACUGAGACCCACAGAACUCUCUCAGAGGCAAUCAGAAAAUAAAAGGGCUGUGAACCACUCCGGUGGUAGGUCAGCACCUGGCACGCGGAGGGAUAUAGUGCCUAAAUGCAAUGGGGGGCUUGUCAAAGUAAACUCUACUCAGACAGUAGUUAAAGUGCCUACGACGCCCACGAGCCCAGUGAAAAACUGGGGCGGAUUCCGAAUUCCAAAGAAGGGGGAGAGGCAACAGCAGGGCGAGAGCCCGGAGGAGACCUGCCGCCAGAACUCCAGCUACCCCUACCUGGGCGUGGGCAGAGUUUCACCGAAGGACAGGCCAAAAAGCAAGCUAAAGCCUGACAGUGAGAAUGAUGGGUACAUCCCGGAUGUCGAAAUGAGCGACUCAGAGACUGAAGUGGCUGAAAAAAAGUGCAGGCAGCAGAGGCUCAGUCCAAACAGCACUAUCAGCAGAAGGACGGACAUUAUUAGGCGAAGUAUCCUGGCAUCCUGACUGGACACAGGGACACGGUGUCAGCACCGUGAGUCCAUAAUCUUCAUACACGUGUUCCACUGGAAGAAGAACAUGAGGUUCUUACCUGUGGAUCUUCAAGACAAGACCACUGAAUGUACAUUCACACUACAAACUGCCUAUAGUCAAGCAAUGCUGACAGAGAACGUUUGCUGCUCUAGCAGGAUCUCUAGGACACAAGGCGUGAAGGGCAGAGUAGGUCCUUUCCUCUUGCUUCCUCGAAACUCAAGAUAUGGAAACAUGGAACAGACUUGGAGCAGAGCAGGAACAGGACAAGGUUGUGAAGGCAUUUGUCUAGCAAUACAGCUUGAAAAACAGCUAUGGGUAAAUAAUGUUUCUCAGAUCUGUACUUGUAUCACAUACAUUCCCGUUGUGGGCAGCUGUGAGUGGCACCCCUCAAAAACAUAUUUCAAAGAAUAAAGAUUAAAGGAUGGCCCUCCUAAGAGAUACUAGUACAAGCUCUUCCAGGUGUGAAUAGAAGUCCAAAAGAGGUUCUUGCAGCUGCUUUGUAGAUAUUGCUGACAACAGCCUUUCUGACAGGCACUGCAGGGCUGGGGUUACUGAGUAAGAGUGGGUCAGAGCUGAGUACAGCUUGGUAACCACUGCAGUAGACUAUGAAAAAGUUUCUCAUAUGCAGUGAUAGCUGUUUCAAGAUCCAGCCUAUGCCAGAAGGUGUGUGGGGCCCUUGGGAAGGCCCAAAAUGAAACUGUACUACCUUCAUAGUCAGAUUAUCUAUCUAUCAUCUCACCUGUUGAAUGGAACUAACUAACUAUUCACCUAAAAACUUUACCUAAGUAAAGACAGUCAAGAACAAAGUUUAACUCAUUGGGGAGCAUUGAUAUCACACUAGGGAAUCUUUAAAACACUCAAAAACUGGUGUUGGGGUGGGAAAGGAAGGUAGGGGAAACAAACACUUUCCAAUGGAAGAGUGACAAGAAAUAACCUAAGAUAGAAACAGAUGUAGAAUAGCCAAGACAGAUGAUUGAAAAGCCUGCUGCUCCAUUCCAUGAAACAAUCUAGCAUCGUGAGGGAAAGAGCAAAACUUACCUAACCAGCAAGCCUCAGAUUUUAAUUGCCUCAGCAAGUGCCUUUCCUCUGAAAGUCCAGCUUGGGAGCAGCACGCCAGCAGCCUCCUCUAGACGCCAAACGGAAAUGAAAGGAGGUGGUGGCAAGAUGAUGAGCUUCACUUGACCACAUUCCGUUCCGUGGUUCAGACAGAUGUGUUUGGUCAUUUUUUAGCUGCUCAGAGGAUCAGGCAGACAGGAGGGAAGUCUUUUUCUUUCCUGUGUCAUCUGCCGUAAUUGCUCUGCUGCCCCUUAACUUUACUACUAGGUGCUUUUGUCAUCACUGCAGUUCAUAUUCUGGCAAGUAACCAUUACACAAGAGCCACACCAUAAGCUGAAAUGAAUAUACCCACAACUAAAAGGGAACCAGGCAGGUGCCCUUCUGUGCCUCAAGGAACAAAAACACAAAUACUGUUCCUGCCGUUUUUCAGCCAGGCUUCACUUCACAGCUAGAGCCUCUCUUUAAGAGGUGAAUGGGAUUAAUAGCUCACAGAAAAUCUUCCAGGUGGUCUGUCAUCAUCUCAGAUGUGCAUUAUGCAAAUUAAAAUAAGGUUCUUGGUACUUACCUCCCUCUGUAUCACAUACACAGUUGAUUGAUGAAAGUCUCACUGCAGCAGACGUUUGGAGCUGCUGGACAAUGUAUCCAUGUUGCUUUGAAAAAAAUCUUUGAAGUCUUUUUAGCAAAAUUGGAGAUUGUAAUGGAUACAGGCAUGUAUCAAACUGAGAAAGCACCAGUAAAGAAGCACGUGUGUGUGUGUGUGUACAACUGUAGAAAAUAGUAACUUCCUCUGCGGUAAGCAGAAAUUUUUCUUGAGGUUGCAUCCAUCUUGCAGGCUGUACUUGAACAGCCAUGUUUUCAGGAGGUGGCACAAACUCUUACUUUCUCCAUGUGGUGAUCAACCCAGGUCUGUCCUCUAAAAUGCAAAUGGGGUGAAGAUCCACUGCGACAGACCUAUGGGCUUCUUAGUCCAAAACAACAGUUUUCACCAAGCACCGGGUAAGCAUUAUCCAUCAACUGAGGUAGAAGUUACAAACUAGAGCUAUAC
Molecule: messenger RNA, 6804 nt
Organism: Haliaeetus leucocephalus (bald eagle)
Lineage: Eukaryota; Metazoa; Chordata; Aves; Accipitriformes; Accipitridae
Gene: JADE1
Product: jade family PHD finger 1
Exons: 12
Coding region: 2148-4676 (842 amino acids)
Biological process (GO): regulation of transcription by RNA polymerase II
Cellular component (GO): histone acetyltransferase complex
Source: RefSeq, a predicted model, not a curated record